CUGCACUACGGGAGCCUCCUGGGCAGCAGAGCUUGUGCCCAGAUGGCAGCAGCUGCCUGGGGCAGUGGCUUUCUCAAUGCUGCCCUGCACACGGCCAACACAUUUUCCCUGCCCCUCUGCCAUGGCAAUGCUGUGGACCAGUUCUUCUGUGAAAUCCCCCAGAUCCUCAAGCUCUCCUGCUCAGAUGCCUACCUCAGGGAAGUCGGGGUGCUAGUGUUUAGUGUUUCUUUACUAUUUGGUUGUUUUUUUUUCAUUGUGGUGUCCUAUAUUCAGAUUUUCAGGGCAGUGCUGAGCAUGCCCUCUGAGCAGGGCCGGCACAAAGCCUUUUCCACGUGCCUCCCUCACCUGGCUGUGGUCUCUCUGUUUAUCAGCACCGGUAUGUUUGCCUAUCUGAAGCCCCCCUCCAUCUCCUUCCUAUCCAUGGAUCUUGUUGUGGCAGUUCUGUACUCAGUAGUACCUCCAGUUGCCUUGGAAGUAGAAUUUCACAUGAAGAAAUUUCACGUGAAGAAAUUGCUCAUCAAAGCAGAAAACUCACUCUCAGGCCGGGACCAUUCGUUAGAAAUCCUGAGCACAGUUUUCAUGGGAUUCAAAUUUAGCCCUAGUACUUCUUGA
Molecule: messenger RNA, 612 nt
Organism: Anas platyrhynchos (mallard)
Lineage: Eukaryota; Metazoa; Chordata; Aves; Anseriformes; Anatidae
Source: RefSeq, a predicted model, not a curated record